AUGUACUUGUUAUUGGGGACCGUGAUGGUCCUGGGAGUUGUUCGGGCUCAGUUCGAGCCCUUCGCCCUGCCGAGCGCUGAAAGAUUUGCUCCAAAACCAACUGUCCCACCAGAGUUUCGCAAAUAUUUCGAGCUAGAUGGACAUGCCAGGGAACUUGUAGAGUCUUUGCUUGGGCCAAGACCCGGCGGUUUCUUUCCUGAGAAAACGUAUGAAGUGGGCGAACACACAGAGCCAACUCAACCCGGUGCUCCUCCACGACAAAUCUCUAAUCUUGAAAGAACACUCGAACAAUUCUUCACGGCUCCUGAAGAGUCAUCAAACAGUCUUCCACCAGGUUUCAACUCAGGGUUUUCUCUGCAAAACAAUCACAAACAAAAACUCGAUAAGGACAAUAGUGGCCGCCCGUCAAUCUCCGGCAUUCCAAACGUUUUCCCAAAAUUACCGAAAGUGCCAGUUUUAAAUGAUCCCCGUGACGAGUUCACCACAAAGCAACCGGUUGUGAUCAACAGAGCUCCAGAAAUGCCAAUGAUUGAGUCAGCUCCACCAGUUCCCGAAAAUGGAAUGCUUUCAUCGGAUAUUCGGCGAGCACCUGAGUCUGUUGGAGAGGUGCCGACGAAUGACGACGGAGAACCGAACGAGGGCGAAUAUGGAGGAUUAGCUGAAGAGACAUCGACAGGAGGUGGAGGACUCAUCGGAACGAUUCUCAAUUUGAUCUCUCUUGGAGCAAAGAAAGCCAAAGAGGGACCAAAGGCGACGAAUGAAUCCGAUGCAAAAUCGCUUGCCGCCGGAGUCUCGAAUUUGUUGGGUGGAGAGAACAGCCCGAUUCCGAUGAAGAACUUCUUCUCCGGAGCUUUGUACAAGGCUCUCACCGCUGGGUCAAUUCUUAAGAAUGACACCGACUCCAGCUCGAACAACACCGAACUCACCGAUGCUCAGAAGUCAGCUAUUGGAGAGAACUUGGAAAUGAUUCAAAACCUGAUCAUCCAACCAAGCUCACCCCUUUGCACUUCUAAACCCGAUCCAGUUGAUUUUGACUUUUAUGCCAUUCUCGGUCAAUGGUAUCAGGUGGUCUACUCACCUCCACUUUCUCAUGGACCGUGCAGUAUGGUUGCCUAUAAGAAACUCAGCGAAGUCAACAAUGGAGGAGCUGGUAGCUUGUUCGAGACUUUCGAAUAUUCUACCGAUGGCACUCCAUACGGAAAACCGAUGAUCUCAUCCGGGUACGCGCUUGUGAAAUCCCCAGGAGAGCUUUUAAUGAGAACAUCGGGAAGCAAAGAGGACGUCAAUAUUCACGUUCUCCACGUCGGCCCACUCAAUUCAAAUAGUGAGUACGAGUAUGUGGUGAUGUCGACGAAUUGCAAUUAUCCACUCUACGUCUUUGCAAGGGAUCCAAUUGUUUAUAAGCAGAAAUACGAGGCUGAGGUGACUGAGCUGAUGGAGAAGAAAGGUUGGGUGAAUGGCUUCUCAAAGCUCUUAAACAUUGUCUCCUCUGUUGACAGCGGUAUGUGCACUUUCCCGCCAUCACUCUUCAAUCUUCAAGGA
Molecule: messenger RNA, 1542 nt
Organism: Mesorhabditis belari
Lineage: Eukaryota; Metazoa; Nematoda; Chromadorea; Rhabditida; Rhabditidae
Source: the annotation of a GenBank genome assembly